AUAAUGAAAUGGGAGAAGUUAAAGCCUCCAGAGCCAGAUGACCCUAUGUGUUGCUGUGAGUGUGAUAGCGACCCGUACGGAUGUUGCUGUGACUGUGAAGAUCUGGAUGAAGCCUUUAACAGGUGGCUCAAAGACCGACCACCUAAAGGUGCAUGUCAGUCUCCUGUUCUCGGGGCCAUGAUAGACAAACUGGAGAUCUCCAUGAUCCCGGCCCUGGUGCUGCUCCCUCUCCUGCUGCGGGUUGCAGCGCUGCACUGCCUGCUGGGUGUCAUCAUCCUGACCGCUCUGCCCGUCCUGGUGCUGUGGUACUACUACGCCACGCACAGAAAGAAGAAACGCACCCUCUUCUUCCUCUCUCUGUCUCUCUUCUCCUUGUUCUACAUGUAUUACCUCUUCAUCACAGAGAUUUUACCUCGGGGGGACGUCGGCCAGCUGCAGCUGUGCACUGUGACCUCUGGGAUGAUUGUCACAGUCAUCUCUCUUAUUCACACCAAGAGAGGCCCGGGACUGGUGACCACAUCCCUUCAUGAAGUACACAGUCUCAGUCAAGAGGCAAACAAGGACACCACACACCUUAAUGGAUCCAUCCAAUCAGCAGCCUCCUCAGAGCUGCAGAAAACAACAGAGGCCCUGGCAGAGAAAUGGAGCCGCUGUCCUGUGUGUAAAAUAAUGCGACCCCCACGGGCCGGACACUGUCGCACCUGUGGAUCCUGUGUCCAGCGCCUGGACCACCACUGUAUCUGGAUAAACAGCUGUGUCGGACAGGCGAAUCAUCGCAGUUUCCUGCUGACUCUCUGUGUGUUCGUGCUGACCUCUCUGUACGGGAUCAGUUUGGUGCUAAAGAGCCUCUGUCCUCGACAAUAUCUAAUGACAGCUCUCCUCUACUGCCCCGGCGUCUACACUCAGUCCAGCACUGCACUUUGCUUCACCUGUGCUUGGUACAGCAGCAUCGUCACAUGCGGACUUCUUUACCUGUUGGUGGCUCAGGUUCUGAAUAUCAGCUUUAAUGUGACAGAGCGGGAGUCUCAGCUGGCUCUGAGGAACAAAACGGGCCAGAGCCGCCUGUGGGGACUGGUCGUGGUCACGGGAGAGUAUUCACGUGGCUUCUGUCAGAACUGGGUUGAGUUCCUCACUAUGACAGAUGCCUCAGCGGCUCCUCGCUCCAGCCUCACUGACUUGGUCUAGUUUCACUUUAUCCCCUGCAGAAACAUCAUGAAAACAGACAGUUAUUACAGCAUGUGUGAAGAACUACACCUCUUGCAUUUCUUAGCAUAUAGCGGCUGAUGUCUUCCAAUGCAUAUUGUAUUCCAGCCUCCUCAUAUGAGAGCCAGACCGAUAUUUUCAGCCAAUAUUUGCGUAUCAAAGCCAUACCGGUAUCUAUCGGUAUCGGUAUCGCUAUCUAUUGGCAUAUAAAUUGUCCAAUAUGUGGUGAUAUGAAAACUUUUUUUCAUAUAUAUAAAAAGCAUAAAACAAUUCUUGGGUUGACUAAGAAAUGGUGUUGGCUGUUCAUUUUAUUUUUUCAUUUAUUCUUUUUUUUUAAAUUGUCAGAAACUGACUGACAUACAGACUGAACUUUCAACACUGGUAUUUAUUUAGCAUUUUAUUUAUUUACACACAUUGCUGAUGUUUAUUUAGCUUUUUAAAAACCUAUUCUUUAUUUAAAUUGUGAGCAAUUGACUGAAACUGAAUAUACAGUACUAAAGUCUAUUCAGCUUUUUUUCUCAGUUAUGUUAUGCAAUACACUGUGUGUAUAAUAUUGUUGUUAAACAAUUGUAAUAUUGCAAAAUCAGUGCACAAUCCCACAAAGAAAAUGUUUAUUUUGUACUGCAGCUCUGUAACCUCAUUAUAUCUGCCGCCAUACCGGUUAUUAAUGAUUUUUCCCCCUCUAAAAUCAUUAUCGGCCUCAAAAAUCCUAUAUCGGCCAGGCUCUACAUCAUAUGCUCAUACAAUACAUUAAAACUAUUUUAACUGUAAAAUAAGUCACAAAAGCAUAUCAAGAUGCAGUUAUUGAUUGCUUAGAAAAAAUACAGAAUCAUUGUUUUGGGGUUGGAAAUGGUUGCACAAUGUAUGCAAUGAAAUAACUGCAGGCACUGCCAUGUUACUGUACUUUUUUUUCUACCUGCAGAAUGUGAACUUUGUUUAUUCCGUCAGAAUUGUUGACUGCAUGUCAAUUCUAA
Centropristis striata (black sea bass) is the source of this 2177-nucleotide messenger RNA. It is a transcript of the gene zdhhc23a, whose product is annotated as zinc finger DHHC-type palmitoyltransferase 23a. Lineage: Eukaryota; Metazoa; Chordata; Actinopteri; Perciformes; Serranidae. The coding region runs from base 4 to 1185 and encodes 393 amino acids. The transcript has 4 exons. The record is from RefSeq and is a predicted model, not a curated record. Gene Ontology annotation, molecular function: protein-cysteine S-palmitoyltransferase activity. Gene Ontology annotation, biological process: peptidyl-L-cysteine S-palmitoylation; protein targeting to membrane. Gene Ontology annotation, cellular component: Golgi apparatus; endoplasmic reticulum.